GCACAGCAUCGCUUACUGCUGACUGGGACUCCGGUUCAGAAUAAUCUGCUGGAAUUGAUGUCCCUCUUGAAUUUUGUCAUGCCACAUAUGUUCAGCAGUAGCACAGCUGAAAUCCGAAGGAUGUUCUCUUCAAAAACAAAUGCUGAAGAACAAACCACAUAUGAAAAAGAGAGGAUUGCACAUGCAAAACGGAUAAUAAAACCGUUCAUCUUGAGAAGAGUAAAAGAUGAGGUCCUUAAACAACUACCUCCCAAAAAAGAAUUCACUGAAUUGUGUGCCAUGUCCGAGAAACAGGAACAACUAUACUGUGAUUUCCUAAAAAAUUUGAAGAAAAAUAUUCAGAGUAAUGAGAGAAAGUCUGAUAUGAGAAACGUGAUGAUGCAACUUAGAAAAAUGGCUAAUCACCCUCUCUUACAUCGCCAGUAUUACACGAAUGACAAGCUUAGGAAAAUGUCCAAGCUUAUGCUCAAGGAACCCACACAUUGCGAUGCUGACCCUGUCCUUAUCUUUGAAGAUAUGACGGUAAUGACGGAUUUUGAGCUGCAUUUACUUUGUGAGCAAUUCUCUCACAUCAAUAAGUUCAAGUUAGACACAGACCUGAUCUUGGAUUCCGGAAAGUUUGAGACACUGGACCACAUUCUUUCUGACCUUAAAGAGAAGGGAGACAGAGUUGUAUUGUUUAGCCAAUUUACUAUGAUGCUGGAUAUCUUAGAAGUUUUCCUAAAACAAAAGCAACACAGAUACUUAAGAUUGGAUGGAAAAACACAGAUUUCUGACCGGAUACAUCUAAUAGAUGAGUUCAAUAACAAUAACGACAUAUUUGUAUUCCUCCUGUCAACCAAAGCUGGUGGAUUGGGAAUUAAUCUGACCUCGGCAAAUGUUGUUAUUCUUCAUGACAUUGACUGCAACCCAUACAAUGACAAACAAGCAGAAGACCGAUGCCACAGGGUAGGACAGACAAGGGAAGUGAAAGUCAUAAAGCUAAUCAGUAAGGGGACUGUUGAAGAACACAUGCUCAAAAUCAGCGAGCAGAAACUGAAGUUAGAACAAGAUAUGACUGCAGCAGAUUCAGGUGAAGAAGGAGCCAUCCCAGCGGAUAUAGCCACGCUAUUAAAAGCUUCAUUAGGUCUCUAAAUAUGCUGUGAAAUUCGAGGAAGAAGUUGAUAUUUUACUCCAUGGACUCUACAUUUCUGAUUAACUUAAUUCUUACGUACUUUUAUAACUUUUUGUAGCUUAUUAUUGUUAUAAUUAUUUCAUGUUGUUGAAAAUUUUUAACACCAAUAGUAUUCUUUUAAUGCUUAAGAACAUUAAUGGCCCAAAUGUGCCAACAUUGGAUGCUGAAAAAACAUCUUUUACAGAUUUUCAGAACAGGGACCUGUGUAGUCAUCAUUUCAAUAACUGCUACUGCUUAAGAUCUGUCAGUAUUUUUAUAAUUAUUUCUACCUCCGAAUAUGUAUAUUUAAACUGUCAGUUUCACUGGAUUACACUUACAGAUUUUUUAUA
Molecule: messenger RNA, 1503 nt
Organism: Melopsittacus undulatus (budgerigar)
Lineage: Eukaryota; Metazoa; Chordata; Aves; Psittaciformes; Psittaculidae
Product: SWI/SNF-related matrix-associated actin-dependent regulator of chromatin subfamily A containing DEAD/H box 1-like
Exons: 9
Cellular component (GO): nucleus
Molecular function (GO): DNA binding; ATP-dependent chromatin remodeler activity; chromatin binding
Source: RefSeq, a predicted model, not a curated record